AUGUGCAAUGGUCUCAGUUACGAUAGUGUUCAGAAGGCGAUUGAAGUGAAGGAAACAAUGGACAAAUUACAAGAAUUAAACUCAAAACACGAGGAAUUACCUCUUAUUAAAGGACUUCUAUAUUAUCAUGUGUCCUCUCCAAAUUGGUUUCUUAAACAGCUUCUCAAACGCCUUUGUGGAACAAAAUUAAAAGAACUAAUUAGUGGAGCUAGUUACAAAAAAUCGCUUGCUAGUCUUCAGAAGUACACAAAGGACACUAUGGAGUGGAAUUUCGCUAUGGCCAAGUUUGUAGGUGCAGAAGGAUGA
Molecule: messenger RNA, 306 nt
Organism: Meloidogyne enterolobii
Lineage: Eukaryota; Metazoa; Nematoda; Chromadorea; Rhabditida; Meloidogynidae
Source: the annotation of a GenBank genome assembly